Messenger RNA from Aspergillus luchuensis, 672 nucleotides. RefSeq lists its product as uncharacterized. Bases 1 to 672 code for a protein of 223 amino acids. Lineage: Eukaryota; Fungi; Ascomycota; Eurotiomycetes; Eurotiales; Aspergillaceae. The transcript has a single exon. The record is from RefSeq and is a predicted model, not a curated record.
AUGCCUUUUUCUUCCAAGUCUUCCAAGUCUUCCAAGUCCUCCAAGUCCUCCAGGAGCAGCUCUCUCUCUAGCAAUGCCAGCCAUGGUAGUGAGAAAACGCACACUUUGAGCGUUAACAUCUACGGAAGAGGUGAUCCGGCCAUGAACGACCCUCCUGCCCACUGGGGGGCCAUGAUUCAUAAAACCGGUGAACAAUCUGGUGACCUCUACCAUGUCCGCAAGAACAAAGACUUCUACUACCAUCCCCAACAACGUCCUGUGGAGUCAACUACCACCUACGGCAGAAGCGACAUCACCCGGCUGUCCAACUCUGGCAGAAUGCGGGCCGCGCAGGUGCUAGAUUCCUACGGUAACAACAAUUCGAACUUGCCCCGAGGAAACCAAAAUUGCCAAGAUUGGACUGUUGGGGCUCUAGGCUCACUUGAACGACAGAACCUUGCCCCAAAGGGAACAGAGGGGUAUUGGAAAGGAAAUAUUGGGAAGGCAUCCGAAGAUAUCGGAGCCCAGUUGACUAAAGAUGGCAUGUCUUGGGUCCCCAAGUCGAACGUGCAGCCACCCCGUCAGGCGCCCGCUGAUGCGACGUUCGGCCAGAGUCAGCAAGUCAGGCCCGUAGGCCGGCUGAAUCUCGACAAAUUCGCCAAUCUCAGUGGUGGAGCAAAAAAGCGUACUUAG